GUAAUGCGUAACGUAUUAUGUGUUGUUUGAGGAAACCAUUGUGUUGAUUUGUCAAUUUUUACGAAGUAAUGCACAUGCGCGGAUCGCAUCAAGUUCGAAUUUUAAAUUGGUGCAAUGAAAGCGUAAAAGGUUAUGUUUAUAAAUCAUGUCAGCAGCAGCAGCGGUUGAGUUUAGUCGAGUAGAGACGUAGUGACAGAGUGUGUUCGUUGACUCGUCAAAGACAUAUAUCGCAUUUGCAUUUGUAUGUUAUACUAUAGUUUUAAAAUGAGUAAAAAAUUAAAGUUAGAUACUUUGAAAUCAUCGAGAUGUUUACGAUCUGGAGGUAAAGUCGACAGUACAGAUCCAGGGAAUAUAACGUCAAGCUAUUUUAACGAUGAGAACGAUUUACCGAAGAAAACAGAGAGGAAAAAGCGUACACCGAUAAAAAUAAAAUACGAGCAAUUAAAAACUGUGGAGGACGUAACGAUUUCAAAAGCGAAAACUGAAAAUGUGGAAGAAGAAAUGAAAGCAGAAGGACACGAUUGGAUGCCACCAAACUGGAAAACUAUUUUGGAAAAUAUUAAGGAAAUGAGGAAACAUAGAACAGCACCUGUCGACGAAAUGGGCUGUCACAAAUGCGCCGAUCCGAAAGCAUCCGCCAAAGUCUCUAGGUUUCAAUCAUUGAUCGCAUUGAUGCUUAGUAGUCAGACCAAGGAUCAAGUUACUCAUGCGGCUAUGCAAAGAUUAAACAGUUACGGUUGUACUCCAGAAAUAAUAGCUAAUACUCCCGACGAGACUCUUGGGACGCUUAUAUAUCCAGUUGGAUUUUGGAAGAGGAAAAAAGAAUAUAUCAAGAAAACGUCGGUGAUUUUAAUAGAAAAAUAUGAUAGCGACAUUCCUAGAACGUUAAAGGAAUUGUGCGAAUUACCAGGAGUGGGACCAAAAAUGGCUCACAUUUGUAUGCAAAUAGCAUGGGGCGAAGUUUCUGGUAUCGGCGUCGAUACGCAUGUGCAUCGUAUCUCUAAUAGACUGAAAUGGGUAGAGAAGCCAACAAAGACCCCGGAAGAAACAAGAAUCGCGUUAGAAAAGUGGCUUCCAAAGGAUCUUUGGAAAGAGGUAAAUCAUCUACUAGUUGGGUUUGGCCAAGAAAUUUGCUUACCACGUUUUCCUAAAUGUUCCGAAUGCUUAAAUAAAACCAUAUGUCCAUUUAUCGUGAAAAAUGGGGCGAAAAAGGAGACGUAA
This is a messenger RNA of Hylaeus volcanicus, 1221 nucleotides long. It is a transcript of the gene Nthl1, whose product is annotated as endonuclease III-like protein 1. The record is from RefSeq and is a predicted model, not a curated record. The transcript has 2 exons. Gene Ontology annotation, cellular component: nucleus. Lineage: Eukaryota; Metazoa; Arthropoda; Insecta; Hymenoptera; Colletidae. Bases 244 to 1221 code for a protein of 325 amino acids. Gene Ontology annotation, molecular function: DNA-(apurinic or apyrimidinic site) endonuclease activity; oxidized pyrimidine nucleobase lesion DNA N-glycosylase activity; DNA binding. Gene Ontology annotation, biological process: nucleotide-excision repair; base-excision repair, AP site formation; base-excision repair.